GCUAUUCUUGUGCUUGGGGUAGGAGCAACAAAUGGGGAUGAUGAAUUAACCCCUAUACCAGGUGACACUAAAGCUGACCAAAUUGUCAAGAGUCUGAUAUCACCAGGUGGAGAUAUAUACAAUCUCUUUAUGGAGAUGGUCAACACUACGUAUGGUUACAUUCUCCUCAACAAAGAAAUAUGGGAUGCGUUUGAUGAUGAUUUAAUUCUUGUUAACGAAAAUAUUGGUAGAAUUAUGGAGGUCAUCCGCAAAAAUAAUGUUUCGGUUAUAUUAGGUGACCUCCUUGAUGGUUUGCAAUUCGCUAGAAUGGCGAUGGAUAAAAAAGAAUGGAAUCUUGUAAAAGAGGCUACUGAAAUAGCAGGAUAUCUGCGGCAUGGGGUUUUAACUAGAACACUUGAAAGGUUUUCUAUACCAGCUAGUAUCAAAAAUCCAGUUGAAAAAGUGGUUGACGCAUUGCUUGAACUGAAGAGAGAAGUUGCUGAUUAUUGCGGGUGUAUACGGCAGACCACUUACAAAGGACUGUACAAAGAGAUGAAAGAUAUUGAGAAAAGAAGCAUUCGCUGGAGUAUCACAAUUCAAGAAGCAAGAAAAAUAUGGCGCACGGGGAAGAUUCGAAAAGGCUUACGCAUGGCUGGUCGACGGGCUGUUGUUGCUGCCCGUAAUGCAAGAGCAUUCAACUAUAGAUUGGUUCAUUCAAGGUUACCAAAUCUUGUGACAAAUACAAUAACCUCUGUGAAGAAGGUCAUCAGACCAAUGCGUGAAUUGUGGAAGAAGUAUGAAAUUGAAGUAAUUACAGAUAUCGAUUUCACUCGAUUCAACAUCAAACGUCCUAAGGAUGGAACAACAAGGAGUCCUUACAAUAUUGAUGAGCUUCAAAAAGCAAAUGUACCAGUGACAAAGGUUGAUCAAGAUUGGGAGUUCACGUUUUGGGAUAGAGGUUCCCUAUACAUCGCACCCCCAACAUUUCCUCCAACAGAUUAGCAGUGUUUUAAUGUCACCAUCAGAACUUUUUUUGUGGACGGACCUAUUAAAGCCAAAUGUCACACUCGUGGAAUUUUGUUUUUCAACAAAUCAUGAUACUAGCAUGCGUGGUGAUCAAACAUGAUUUGUGGUUAAGGAUUAACGUAUCAUCCAUCAUGUGAACACACGGAGUCUUUCACAAUUUGGCAUCUGCAACAAUUUGCAAUAACUUCCGAG
Molecule: messenger RNA, 1197 nt
Organism: Owenia fusiformis
Lineage: Eukaryota; Metazoa; Annelida; Polychaeta; Sabellida; Oweniidae
Source: the annotation of a GenBank genome assembly